AUGAAACGAGAAAUUGGAGCAUUGCUGUCUGUACUCCAUACAUCUAUUCUUCGAUAUCAAUACCAAUUUGGUCUCAAGACCUAUUUCACACCACUUCGGGAGAAGGGUAUUUAUGAUGAAGAAGAAAUCCCACAUACAAUUGAUAUUCUAGCCGACUGUGUAAUGAAUUUAGAUAUAGAAGAUCAAGUUCUGGAAUUAUUGUAUCAAGAAAAAUCUUUGCAUCCGAUUACAUCUACACUUACAUCUGAAUUAGUUACACCUGAACUAGAAACUUCGCCUUCAUCACCAGACCAUGAAAAAUCUUCACAUCUAGAAAACCAAGUUCUAGAAUUCUCGUAUCAAGAAAAAUUUUUGCAUUCGAUUAUAUCUACACUUACAUCUAAAUCAGCUACGCCUGAACUAGAAAUCUCGCCUUCAUCAUCAGAUCAAGAAAAAUCUUCGCAUCUAGAAAAAUUAUCAUAUCAAGAGAAAUCUUUGCAUUCGAUUACAUCUACACCUAUAUAUGUAUUAUUAAUAGAGCUCUAA
Diversispora eburnea is the source of this 525-nucleotide messenger RNA. Lineage: Eukaryota; Fungi; Glomeromycota; Glomeromycetes; Diversisporales; Diversisporaceae. The record is from the annotation of a GenBank genome assembly.